Cucurbitaria berberidis CBS 394.84 is the source of this 3162-nucleotide messenger RNA. RefSeq names its product vacuolar protein sorting-associated protein 11. Gene Ontology annotation, biological process: vacuole organization; endosome organization; organelle fusion. The transcript is spliced from 5 exons. Gene Ontology annotation, cellular component: HOPS complex; endosome. The record is from RefSeq and is a predicted model, not a curated record. Gene Ontology annotation, molecular function: protein binding; protein-macromolecule adaptor activity. Lineage: Eukaryota; Fungi; Ascomycota; Dothideomycetes; Pleosporales; Cucurbitariaceae. The coding region runs from base 33 to 2954 and encodes 973 amino acids.
ACCAGAAGUCGCGAGUAUGGACCGGUAGCAGCAUGGCAGUCACUCCGUGGCAGUUCAAGUUCUUCGACGUCUCGCAAGUCAAGCUCCCCGACGACGAGAGCUCCUUCCUCUCCGAGAUCGGAAAUAUAACAUGCAUAAUAUCCGGAUCAGAGAGCAUCUUCUUGGGCAGCGCAGAUGGCCUCGUCCGAAUCGUGUCGCAGACCUUCAAGGUGGUGCGCGCGUUCAAGGCCCAUGAUGCGGGCGCAAUCACCCACAUGAAGCAGAUCGAAGGCACUUCUUUACUAGUCACAAUAGCCGAAGACUUGUCCGAUGAGCCGGUGCUGAAAGUAUGGGCACUGGACAAGCUGGAGAAGAAAACAGGCAUUCCACGGUGUCAGAGUACGCUCACUAUUCACAAUGGGCGCAAGCAGUUUCCCAUAUCUGCCUUUGCUGCGCUGGACGACCUGUCGCAGCUUGCUGUGGGUUUCGCAAAUGGUGCCGUCACUGUUGUGAGAGGCGAUCUUAUACACGAUCGAGGAGCGCGACAACGGACUGUGUUCGAAUCCGAGGAACCUAUUACUGGUAUUGAGUUUAGGGAAGGGAAUAUCACCACCCUCUAUAUCGCGACGACCGCACGCAUUAUGACGCUCGUAAUAUCCGGGAGGGGACAAGGGCAGCCGGCGAAAUCACUCGAUGAAUACGGCUGCGGCGUGGGUUGCAUGGCUGUCGACAAAGCCUCUCGAGACGUCGUUGUCGGAAGGAACGAUGCGAUUUACUACUACAGCCAGCACGGCCGUGGACCACCAUAUACAUACGAGGGCGAGAAGAAAAUGGUCUCCACAUACAAAGACUACGUUGUAAUUGUUGCGCCUCCCAAGUCCAACGCGAUGCCCAGGUCCAACCCGCUCAGAGCGUUUGGCAUUGGCGCUGCGGAUGAUGCGUUCAACACCUCGAGUUUUACGCUCCUCAAUACGGAGCUGAGAUUUGUGGCGCACCAGGAACAACUGUCGUCCCAAGUCAAGGCUGUUAUAUCAGAAUGGGGCGACCUUUUUGUGUUCACGAUUGAUGGAAAGAUCUACCGAUAUCAUGAGAAGCCGUUCGCGCAGAAGCUGGACAUAUUGUACCAGCGGAAUCUUUAUGUGCUAGCCAUCAAUUUAGCCCAGAAGGCAGGGCUUGAUUCGUCACAGCAGAAUGUCAUUCUGAGGAAGUUUGGCGAUUACUUGUAUUCAAAACAAGACUAUGAUACCGCUAUGCAACAGUAUCUGAAAGCAAUCGACAAUACUGAACCUUCUCAGGUCAUUCGAAAGUUUUUGGAUACCCAACGAAUUCACAAUCUGAUUGAAUACCUGGAAGAGCUCCAUGAUCAUCAUAAGGCGACCUCAGACCAUACAACUCUACUCUUGAACUGCUACGCGAAACUUAAAGACGUUGAGAAGUUGGAAGAGUUCAUCAAAUCUCCUGAUGACCUCAAAUUUGACCUAGACACAGCCAUUUCGAUGUGCCGGCAAGGGGGCUAUUACGAUCAAGCUGCCUUCCUAGCACGGAAACAUGGCGAACACGAGUUGGUAGUCGACGUACUCAUCGAAGACUCAAAACGAUAUGCGGAAUCGUUGGCUUAUAUUUGGCGAUUAGAGCCCGAGGUAGCGUACUUCAACCUCAUGAAGUAUGCUACCGUACUGUUACAACACCUACCAAAGGACACUACUCAACUCUUCAUCGACUACUACACUGGGAACUUCAGACCCAAGAAGGAUGCUAUCAUCAUUCCUGAUGUUCCAUCGUCGGGUGGAAUAGGGAUGGGGCUUGGUGUAGCCUCAAGCGCCGUGCAGAAUCUCGCCGCUCUACUUCCCCUACCUUACAUGAACACCAGCGCAUUAGCAUCUCCUCCCACAAAUGAGCAGAAGAGCACCAUGAGUCAAGCUCAAAUUAUUGAAACGAACACGGAUGAGCCCCCGCCAGAGUACAAGGUACCUAAACCACGUACCGCAUUCUCAGCUUUCGUAGACCACCCUCAAGAGUUUAUUGUCUUCCUUGAGGCAUGCAUCGAGUCGGAGAAUCUGCGGGAAGACGACAAGGUGGACCUCUAUACCACACUCUUCGAAAUGUACUUGCAUACCGCAUCCUCAAAGAAAGAUGGCGAACGGCAAGAGUGGGAAAACAAGGCAAAGAAACUUGUCGAGGGCAAGGACAUACCGAUAGACAUCUCGAACAUACUCCUCCUCUCGCAUCUCUCCAACUUCCGCGACGGCGCAAUUCUUGUCCGCGAGCAGCAAGGACUGCACUUCGACAUUUUCCGCUCAUACACCGCCGCGAAAGACACACAAGGCGCCAUCCGCGCCCUCCGCAAAUAUGGCCCAGAAGAACCUGCACUCUACCCCGCCGCCCUUGCAUUCUUCACUUCCUCACCCGACAUCCUCGCCGAAGCAGGUGACGAGCUAGACAUGGUUCUCAAGAAGAUCGACGAAGACGGGCUCAUGGCUCCCCUACAAGUCAUUCAGACCCUCUCUGCAAACGGCGUUGCUACAAUGGGAAUGAUAAAGUCCUACCUCAGUACUACCAUCGAGCGCGAACGCGCCGAAAUCGCCUCCAACCGCCGCACAAUUGAGACAUUCCGCUCCGACACGGAAACCAAGAAGACUGAGCUGCAAAAUCUGAAUACCAAACCUGUCGUUUUCCAGGCCUCACGCUGUCAAGUGUGCAGCAAGCCGCUCGAGCUGCCUGUUGUGCACUUUUUGUGUAAGCACAGCUUUCAUCAAAGUUGUUUGAGCACGGAUGAAGAUGUCAAAAAUGCAGAGAUCGAAUGCCCGAUCUGUAGUAGUAAUAAUGCGACGGUCAAGGCGAUUCGAAGAGCGCAGGUAGAGAGUGCAGAGAGACAUGAUAUGUUUCAAGAUGCUCUUAAGAGAGGCAGGGAUGGCUUUGCGGUUAUUAGUGAGUGGUUUGGAAGAGGUGUCAUGGGUGUGGGUGGAGCGGAUUAGGGAGUUGGGUCCAUAUGGAUCCAUUGGAGCGACUUGAGUGUGUAAACCUACUAUCUAUUUCAUUGAAGAUGCUGCAAAACUCAAAUCGCUUUUCAGAGAAUGCGUCCAUACAUACCAGUACUAUAAUGUGGGCUAAGGCGAUCACUAAGUAGUUUGAGUUAUAUACGUUUGGCCCAACAUCUGCCCGUGGACCCUUCCCGAGCCCCAC